AUGUUGAAAACUGUUAUAUUUGUUACUGGAACAGACACAGAUAUUGGAAAAACAUUUGUUUCCAAUUUAUUAGUUCAUAAGUGGAAAGCUAAUUACUGGAAACCAGUACAAACUGGUGUGGAAUCUGAUGAGGGAGAUACAACUACCAUUCAAACUAACAAAUUAACUAAUUGGGAUCCAACGUUGUUUAUUCCAAGAUAUUCUUUACAAAAACCUUUAUCUCCAUACCAGGCUAUGGAAUUUGAACCAGAUACUCAAAUCGAAUUGAAUGACUUUAUCCUUCCAAAAUUCCUUGACAAUACACCAUUGGUUGUUUAG
Molecule: messenger RNA, 318 nt
Organism: Saccharomycodes ludwigii
Lineage: Eukaryota; Fungi; Ascomycota; Saccharomycetes; Saccharomycodales; Saccharomycodaceae
Gene: BIO4
Product: dethiobiotin synthase
Exons: 1
Coding region: 1-318 (105 amino acids)
Biological process (GO): biotin biosynthetic process
Molecular function (GO): ATP binding; dethiobiotin synthase activity; magnesium ion binding
Source: RefSeq, a predicted model, not a curated record